This is a messenger RNA of Cygnus atratus (black swan), 951 nucleotides long. RefSeq names its product olfactory receptor 10A7-like. Bases 1 to 951 code for a protein of 316 amino acids. The record is from RefSeq and is a predicted model, not a curated record. Lineage: Eukaryota; Metazoa; Chordata; Aves; Anseriformes; Anatidae. Gene Ontology annotation, cellular component: membrane. Gene Ontology annotation, molecular function: G protein-coupled receptor activity; olfactory receptor activity. Gene Ontology annotation, biological process: G protein-coupled receptor signaling pathway. The transcript has a single exon.
AUGAAGCCAACAGAAAGACCAGAACUAGGAAACCAUACUCUUCUGACAGAAUUUGUCCUCUCUGGAUUGUCCAACCACCCAGAACUGCAGAACUUGCUGUUCUUCACAUUCUGCUUGAUUUACACCUUCACCAUCACUGGAAAUCUUCUCUUCUUCAUUGCCACAGUGCAUCCCAACCUCCACAUGCCCAUGUACUUCUUCCUACGGGUCUUAUCCUUCCUGGAUGUUUCUACUGCAUCUAUUGUUGUUCCCAAGAUGUUAGUAAACUUCCUGUCAGAGGAGAGGAGAAUUUCCUACGUGGGCUGUGCCACACAACUCUACUUUGUGAUUUUCUUAGGAGCUACCGAAUGCUACCUGUUGGCAGCCAUGGCCUAUGACCGCUAUGUGGCCAUAUGCAACCCCCUUAGAUAUGCAAUCAUCAUGAACAGCAGAGCUUGUUUUUCCCUAGUCCUGCUGUCAUGUGCUAGUGGUACUGUUGUGUCUGUGGUGCAGACAGUUUGGGUGUUCACAUUGCCAUUUUGUGGGCCCAACAAGAUUAACUACUUCUUCUGUGAUAUUCCCCCACUCAUUAUGCUCUCCUGCACUGACACCUCCUUCUAUGAGGAGCAGAUAAUUACAGCCACAGUGCUGGUCAUCUUUACACCAUUUUGUCUCAUCCUGGUAUCCUAUGCCUGCAUCAUUGCCAGCAUUCUGAAGAUUUCCUCUGCAGAGGGAAGAUGCAAGACUUUCUCCACCUGUUUUUCACACCUUAUUGUUGUAACACUAUAUUAUGGUAGUGGGACCUUGAUUUACUUACGGCCCAAGUCCAGUAAUUCACAAGACACUAAGAAAAUCAUAGCUCUCUUUUACACAGCCAUAAUUCCUACAUUAAACCCCUUGAUUUACAGCCUGAGGAACAAAGAAGUGAAAGGAGCACUAGUCAAAAUUAUAGCUGAGCUGAGGAAGAUAUAA